AUGUUAACAGGAAUAUCUCCAUUCUAUGGUGAUGGUUCUGAGCAGAACAUAAUACAUAAUACAAAGACUGCUAAAUUAAAUUUCAAUUCAAAACAAUGGAAUUUGGUGUCAGACAAUGCUAAAGAUUUUGUUGGAAAACUUCUGACAGUUGAAGUAAAAAAAAGAAUGGAUACCGAUCAAAGUUUUGCACAUGAUUGGAUCUAUAGACAUAAGGAUAAGUUAGAGAAGAUAUAUUUGAAGAAAAUAUUGAGUAUUGAUAAUAACGAUGGCACCUUGGAUAAUAAUUUUAAAUUCGACUGGAAAAGAAGACUACCAAAAUAUGUUUCAGUAGCAUCAAAUACGUCGGUUCGAACCAAAAAGGUCAAAAGGCAACUCUAA
Molecule: messenger RNA, 378 nt
Organism: Vanderwaltozyma polyspora DSM 70294
Lineage: Eukaryota; Fungi; Ascomycota; Saccharomycetes; Saccharomycetales; Saccharomycetaceae
Gene: MEK1
Product: serine/threonine protein kinase MEK1
Exons: 1
Source: RefSeq, a predicted model, not a curated record